Puntigrus tetrazona (Sumatra barb) is the source of this 973-nucleotide messenger RNA. It is a transcript of the gene isg15, whose product is annotated as ISG15 ubiquitin like modifier. Gene Ontology annotation, molecular function: protein tag activity; ubiquitin protein ligase binding. Gene Ontology annotation, biological process: protein ubiquitination; modification-dependent protein catabolic process. Gene Ontology annotation, cellular component: cytoplasm; nucleus. The record is from RefSeq and is a predicted model, not a curated record. Bases 147 to 617 code for a protein of 156 amino acids. Lineage: Eukaryota; Metazoa; Chordata; Actinopteri; Cypriniformes; Cyprinidae. The transcript has 2 exons.
ACGAAACAUUGUUUUGAGGCGGGGCUUGAGCCGUCGCUGUAUAUAUUAGUGCAGCCAGAAGCACAUUAUUUGAUUUCGGUGAGACUUACUGAAGAAAACAUCCAACAAAAGCCACAUUCGGCAAAGCAUUAACUACCAGCCAGACGAUGGAGCUGACAAUAAGACUGCUGAGCGGAGCUGUGAAGCAACUGGAAGUACACGGUAAUACCACGGUUGGCGAACUCAAGAAGCUCAUUUCUCAGCACUUCGGAGAGCCCCCCUGCAAACAGAAGCUGUCCGCCGAUAACGGUUCUCGCAUCAGCCUCGAUGAUGAUUCUAGAACCCUCGGCAGCUACGGACUGCACUCUGGAUCAGUGGUCAGUCUGCUCAUCACCAACCCCGGACCUUUCCAAGUGUUCGUCAGGAACGAGAAGGGCCAGACCGGAACGUAUGAUGUUGAUGUCAAUGAGACCGUAGCUCAACUCCAGGAAAAGAUCUACCGCAAAGAGAGAGUCCCCGUGGAUCAGCAGAGACUGGUUUUCAACGGAAGACAGCUGGAGUCUGGUAGAAAGCUGCAGGAAUACGACAUCGCCUCAGGAAGCACCAUUCACAUGACUCUCCGUCUGCGAGGAGGCUGAUCGCUUAAAUGUGUGCAAAAAGAACUUUUUUUUUUUUUUUUUUUUUAUAAUGCCUUCAGAACUAAUUUAAUUCCAAUGUAUUUACCUGCAGAUGUCUUCAGGUGUCCUUUUUACACUUACUAUUAUAAUAACAGUAAAUUCUGCGUUGUUACAUGCAAGACAAACUUUAAAAAUAACCCUAGCCAUAUAGUAAGUACAUUAAAUUUACUCUUAAAUGUAGUUUCACUGUAACAAGGACGCCUUAAAAUAAAGUGUAACCAUAUGCAUAUCUCGUCUGAAUUCCAUUGUUUUUAUCUGCAUUUUAUGUAACUGUAUCUUUUAUCUGCUACAAUAAAUGUUCUAAUCAUUCCCAAAAA